CGAACGUUGAAAACUUGCGCGUUAGUCUGGCGCUUUAGUCGCUUCGCCAAUUGUGGAUUUAGAUACUAGAGAUAAGUGCGGUUCUGCCAGGUUCUACUGAUGUCGCAACAAUUCAAUCUAACCUCCGAAAAAAACUAGCAGCGUCCUACUCGAAGUAACUGUCAGUACACGGUACGUCAUCGUAAAGCGAUUCCAUUAAGGUUAUUUCGUGUAUUCCUUACUUCUAUUAACUCGCCAACCGAUAAGCGAAUCCACAUCUAUGACACAUGGCUAGUAGAUCAUUGCUAGAUGGUCAAUCAUAAAAAUUUGAACACGUCGAAACUAAGAUUAAGAGUAGUGUCUCAAUCGAAGAAUUGGAACGGUAUUCGCCACGGCUUUCACAGACAUGGUUGGAUUGGCGGGCGGGGGAGGUCAUCUGUAUCCCUCGCCCCCAAUGCAACCUAAUCCAGAAUUGAGAGAAAUGACUGGAAUUGCUCCUAGUGCACCGACAAGUGCGGAUGCUUGUUUAAGUAUUGUACAUUCUCUCAUGUGUCAUCGUCAAGGAGGUGAAAGUGAAGGAUUUAGUAAGAGAGCUAUUGAAUCAUUGGUUAAAAAGCUUAAAGAGAAACGAGAUGAAUUAGAUAGCUUAAUAACUGCUAUCACUACAAAUGGAGCUCAUCCCAGUAAAUGUGUUACGAUACAAAGAACUUUAGAUGGUAGGCUACAAGUUGCUGGUCGUAAGGGUUUCCCACAUGUUAUUUAUGCUCGAAUUUGGAGAUGGCCAGAUUUACACAAGAAUGAAUUGAAACAUGUCAAGUACUGCCAAUUUGCUUUUGACUUAAAAUGUGAUUCUGUAUGUGUAAAUCCAUAUCACUAUGAGAGAGUUGUAUCUCCUGGCAUAGACCCGUUCUUUACAGACCUAUCUGGACUAACUCUGCAAUCAGGAGUAGGCGUAGGACCAGGUGGUAGAUUAGUCAAAGAUGAAUAUUCAGUUGGUGGUGGAGGAAGUGCAGCAGCUGGAGCAGUAGGAUCCGCAAUGGAUGUUGAUGGAGAAAUGAACCAAACUAUUCAACAUCAUCCACCUGCUCAACCCACUUCGUCUAAUAGCACUCAGCCAUCUCAACAGACUUUUAUACCGGGUCUAGCACCGCCUAAUCCAACUAGUGGUGAGGGUGUGUUUGGCAGUAAUGGGGGAGGGAAUAAUGGUGGUAAUCCACACAAUAAAUUGGAUGACAAUAAUUGCCCCAGACAAACCUGGAUUCCUACACCUCAUCAUCCUACAACACGUAACAUUCAUCAUCUAGUACAUCCAAUGAGUCACACCGUAGGUAGCCAACAGCAGUCAUUGAGUACAUCUAGUGGAGGCAGUGGGGCACAGAUACUGAGUCCUUCACAAGGACAAUCUACUGAAACAUUUUAUGGAACAAAUACACCUCCUCAAGAUCUUAAUCAACCACCUACUGUUGAUGCAUUAGCAGCAUCUUUAGGUGAAGGUCAAAAUUCUCCCGUAUCACCUGUACAUCUUCAUCAUCCAAAUGGAUUUCCAGUAGGUACAGCUGCUUAUAAUUCAGGAGCACCACAAUGGACUGGACCUAAUACUCUUACAUAUACUCAAAGUAUGCAGCCUCCAGAUCAUAGACAUCUUCAUCCUACCUCCUAUUGGGGUGGCCACGGAGGUGAAGUAGGUGGAAACAUUGGAGGUUUAUUAUCUACACAGCCAGCACCAGAAUACUGGUGUUCAGUUGGUUACUUUGAAUUAGAUACUCAAGUAGGCGAAACGUUUAAAGUAAGCAGCGGUUGCCCUACCGUAACAGUCGAUGGUUAUGUCGAUCCAAGCGGCGGUAAUAGAUUUUGCUUAGGAGCUUUGAGUAAUGUACACAGAACAGAACAAAGCGAAAAAGCUCGUCUUCAUAUAGGAAAAGGAGUUGUGUUAGAUUUAAGGGGUGAAGGAGACGUUUGGUUAAGAUGCCAAAGUGAACAUAGUGUUUUUGUACAGUCUUAUUAUUUAGACAGAGAAGCAGGUCGUGCACCCGGUGAUGCUGUGCAUAAAAUUUAUCCCUCUGCAUAUAUUAAAGUCUUUGAUUUACGGCAAUGUCAUAAGCAAAUGAGAGGACAAGCCGCUACUGCACAAGCCGCAGCUGCGGCACAAGCGGCAGCUGUAGCGGGACACUUAACGCACGGUGCACCAAUUACAAAAAGUCUUAGUGCAGCAGCAGGAAUAGGUGUAGAUGAUCUUCGACGACUUUGCAUUUUGCGUUUAAGUUUCGUAAAGGGUUGGGGUCCUGAUUAUCCUCGACAAAGUAUAAAAGAAACUCCAUGCUGGAUAGAGGUGCACUUACAUCGAGCCCUACAAUUGCUGGAUGAAGUCUUGCAUACUAUGCCAAUAGAUGGUCCACGGGGAAUUGAAUAAUUUUAUUUAAUUUUGGAUAAUACAUUUAUUUCAAAAAAGACAUCACAUUACUACAAACUCUGCAUCAGGUGUGCAAAAUAUAUAAAAUGCAUACACAUACAAUAUUGUGGUGUUGUUAAAGAUUUUGAAAAAAGUCAACAAGAUAUAAUAUUGGUUCAAAUGAAAUAGUGUGAAUUGUAAAUCCAGAUGAAAACAUUACUCGAGAUUUUUAUUGACAUGUUUUAUAUAUUUUACACACAUGAUUUACCGCAUAGAAUAAAAUGUGUGCCACGGCCUUGCAUUACCGUCGACGUACAAACGUUUUGCAAAGGAGAUAUUAUUUUUCAUUGUGAAAAAUUAUUUUUUAAGAAAAAAGGAGUGCAUCUACAUGAAGUGUGGAUAGAAUGAAAGACUUCUAUUUUAAUAGGUAGUCGUUAUCUGAUUUAAGGGGAUAAAUACAUUUUCUACGGCAUGGCCUGGUGAGCUCAGCAAAAUGCGUGGGUAAAACGUGAUACUUUUGGAAACAUUAAUAGUCAUAAUCUCGUUUUUUGAGAUUAGCUUUGUAAGAUAGCAUAAGCAUAUUAAGUACAUCCUAAUUAAAGAAUGAUGGUAAAUUUUAAAUUCACUGUUAACGUCAAAUAUAACAACAGUAAAAAAAAAAAUGGAUUAUAUACAUACAUAUAUAUGAACAGUAGGAAGGUUUUCUAAGAAUGCAAUACGUUUCAAAAUACUGUCGGAUAACAGCUUUAGUAUAGAGAAAUACUGCGAUAAAUAUUAUAUAAGCCAUUCUAUAAAUCUAUGUCAAUCUAGUGUCAAAGAAGCUGUAGGAUUUAAUCAGAAAGAAAUUUAAUGAAAGGAGUUUGCAUAGUGAAAUGUUAAUGGGAGCAAUUAAAUAUUGAAAAAAUUGCAUUAGAAAAGCAUAUUUUUAUUAUAUCAGUAAUCGGUUGUACUGACAGUAGUUUGAUACUAUGUUGUUAGAGCAACCUUCUAUAUUGUUAUCUGUUUUAUACUUUACAGCCAAAAAGUAUCACUACGUAAAUACCUGCAGUGUUUGAUUUGUAAUGAUGUUUCGUGUCUGCCUUUUUUUUUAUUAUUAUUUUUCAUGUAAGGACAUGAAUUAAUCUGAUAGUUAGUAUUAUUAUAAUUAUUAGCAUAGUUGUUGGUGGUGAGACAAGAUGAAAAUCUUUAAAACGUGGUACGAUAUAAUUCUUCUAAUCAACCACCAAUGUUACUACUAUUACCAUGUAGUACUUGUUGAAUAAUUAUACUUACUGUUUAUCAACCAUUUUAUUAUUCUAUAUUCGUACAAAAUAUUCUUAUAUAUAUGCUAUAUUUGAUAAUAUUAUCAUACAGAGAAAACGUUGACCAAAUUUUAUACCUAUCCGUAUAUGUAUAUACAUAUUAUAUGUGUGUGUGUAUAUAUAUAUAUGUACAUAUAUAUAUAUAAUAUGUAUAUAUAUAUAUACACACACACACAUAUAAGCGCAUAUGUACGCAUAUCGACAUUUUAUCUUUUCUUCACUUAUUGUAGGUAAAGAGAAAAGUUUACUGCUUAUUUUCAUUAAUUGGUGCACAUUAUAGUAUUCUGAAUUUUUGCUUCUUUGUUGUAAUUGAGUAGAGAUUAUUUAGCUGUUUGUGUUCACGUUGUUCUCAUAUUUUUUUAUGUUAUACUUAAUCAAGAUCAUUCUCAUUGAUAAAAAAACGAGUAGAAUUUUGUACAUAUAGGCACAUGUAUGUGCAUCAUGUUGCAAGUAAAGAAUGGGUUAUUCUUGAUUAAGCAAGUAUUGAGUUAUUGUGAGAUAUUUUAUUCUUACUAUGUGAAGUUACAUGUUACCUUUUAUAAUGAAAACAAGGUUGAAAAGAGAUAGUCUCUAACAUCAUUAAAAAACACAUCUUAAAGAAAUAAAAGAAAGGAGAUUAAAAAAUGAAAAUGUUGUAUAGUAGGAGUAACAAAAGGAUGUGCAUUUGUUAAUGACGAUCGAAGUGAAGAAUAAUAUUAUUAACUAAAUUUUUACAAAGGCUAUAUUUUAGCGAUAAAAUGCACGAAACAUAAAUUAUAUCGUCCUUUUUUUUCUCUAAAUCAAAGGUAUGAAGCUCAAAUAAAACGGAAAAAUCAUGUUUAAACAUACUUAACGCCAAGUUCGCUUUAGAAACACAUGUGCCAUCAUUUUCAUAUAUUACCAUACACAGAAUAACGAACAGGAUUAAAAGUUUUUAUAAAUCCUAUAUUUUUACCAAACUCGUAAAAUGCGAAUGCAACACAUCUUUAAAUUGUGGUGCUUCAGUACGUCCUAUAACCAUAGAUUUUACAAGAUCCAGAAUAAAAAUUUGUACAUCUAAAUUAAGCUAAAUUAAAUCUAUAUAAGAGCGUAAAAAGUGGAUUGUAAAAAUUGAUGCGUUUGAAACUAAUUAUAGUAUUCUGAAAUAGAAUAUGAGAUAAGAAAAGAAUUGAUGUACAGGAUACAAUCUAAAACUUACAAACUUUACUAUGGGAAAUAUUCUACAAACGUGUUCAUAUGAUGUUUUAACGAUGCCUCUGAACAAUAGUUUCUUACAUAUAUCGAAAGUGGUAUCAAAGUGCAAUAGCCAAGUCUCAUGUCAAAGAUACCAUAACUAAUAGUUAUAAAAGUAAAUAAAAUGCCUAUAUAAUUUAUGUUUGCGAUUGAAAAAUGAUAAUGGUAAUUUAAUAACAGAUACUAUAAUUAUUAUUGCUUUUUCUUUCACUUUUAUCAGGGUAGUAUAUACAGUAUAUCUUGCUAUUUAAGAAUCUUAACAAUUUGCUUCAUAUUGCAAUCAAUGUCGAAGCCUAUACUUAUAUCGUUUUCUUUAUAUCUAAUUUUGCCAUUCAAUGUCUUAUAAAUAACAGUUUAGUUAAGUGAGGAGAUUUGUUAUGUUUACGUUUGUUUGAUUGUUAUUGAUCAUUUCCUGUGGUUAUUUAUUAAUAUUGAUUUUACUUCCAUUUUAAUAGAAGGCUUCAUUAUUAAUUACAGAUUUUGAAACUCAAAGACUUGUUCUCUUAAACUUUAGAAGCAUAUACUAUAAGCACGUACAAUAAAUAUAGAAUUAUACGUUUAUAAUUGCUAUUCAUGAUUUAAAAAAAUUGUAAAAUAAUAGAUUUAUACACUUUUUUUACUAGGUUUUACUGUUGAAUUUAGACGCCAAUCGUUAUACAUAUUAUUCUUAUAUUUCCGAUAAUUCUUGGAAUUUGGUUGCUAAGCGGCGAUUUAACUGUCAUUGUUUGUUUUUCAAACAAAUUGUGUAUAUUUAAACCAAAGAUAUUUCAACGACACGAUUACAUCAUGAUAUGUUACGAAUAUAUAUAUAUACGAAAUGUAAAAGUAAUUAUUCUUAACAAGUACGUCGCAAUACAUAAUGCAAGUAGAAACGCAUAUAAACAUUUUAAAUCGUAUGUUGAAACACAGUCUCAUUCAGGUAUAGAAUUUUCUGAUGUCGGAGUUACGAUAUUUCAAUGAAUAUUAAAAAUCUAAGCAUCAUGUGAAAUUUGUAUAAUGAUUUUUAGCCAUAAAACAUUUUUGUGUAAAACUGUAUGACGAUAAUACUUUAUUAGAUUGUUAAAAAAAUUUGUGCACGUAUGUGCUAAGUAUAAAUUGCAACAGUAUGGAUAAACAGGAAAUAAGCGAUAGUUAAUGCAAUGCCUGUAUACCAUAUUGUAAAGCACAUAUGCUUACAGAACUUGAAUGGAUGUGUUUACAAGCUUUUUGUUAUUGUAUAUUAUAAAUACAUUACAUUAUACAUGAUCAUUUUCAAUAAACAUAUUCUGUGAAUUAGA
Molecule: messenger RNA, 6158 nt
Organism: Bombus terrestris (buff-tailed bumblebee)
Lineage: Eukaryota; Metazoa; Arthropoda; Insecta; Hymenoptera; Apidae
Gene: Med
Product: mothers against decapentaplegic homolog 4
Exons: 12
Coding region: 386-2389 (667 amino acids)
Biological process (GO): anatomical structure morphogenesis; transforming growth factor beta receptor signaling pathway; cell differentiation
Cellular component (GO): heteromeric SMAD protein complex
Molecular function (GO): DNA-binding transcription factor activity, RNA polymerase II-specific; RNA polymerase II cis-regulatory region sequence-specific DNA binding; I-SMAD binding
Source: RefSeq, a predicted model, not a curated record